Mugil cephalus (flathead mullet) is the source of this 1502-nucleotide messenger RNA. RefSeq names its product ankyrin repeat domain-containing protein 1-like. The record is from RefSeq and is a predicted model, not a curated record. The transcript is spliced from 10 exons. Bases 19 to 969 code for a protein of 316 amino acids. Gene Ontology annotation, molecular function: protein binding. NCBI's taxonomy places the organism in Eukaryota, Metazoa, Chordata, Actinopteri, Mugiliformes, Mugilidae.
UCUACCUAUAUUAAGACGAUGACGGAGAGGAAGCGUCCCAUCGUCUCCUGUCAACUACAGAAGGAAACGAGUAGAGACGACAUGGAGCUACAGAGGUCUGAGCUGAUCAGUUGGGUCGAUGAAGAGGAGGAGGAGGAGAAGAUGAUGAUGAUGCAGGUGGAGGACGAGGACUAUGAGAUGUCUGUCUCUCAGGAGAAACAGGACACUCAGGACAGAAACACUCUCUCUGAACAUCCAGUCAGUCUCAAGACGGACAAAUCAGGACGUCCCCUUCUAGAGACUCCAGCUGACCUGCAGAACCUCCUGCUACUCAGGAAGACCAAGAAGCAACAGAAAGCUGCUCUCAAGAAGCCUGCAGAGCCCCCUGCUGUCCAGAGAGUGCCCUUUUAUGUGGACGAAGACGACUUCUUUCAAGCCUGCGACCAGAACCAGCUGCUGGUGACUGACAGAUACCUGUCAACAGGUGGAGACAUCAAUGCCUGUGACACAUUUGAGCGAACAGGUCUCCACAGAUCCAGCUUGAAGGGAAACACAGAGGUCAUCAGCAAAUUGCUGGAGGCUGGAGCUGACGUCCACCGUCGAGACAAGCUGGGCUCCACAUGUGUCCACUCUGCCUGUCGUGGAGGACACCUGUCUGUCCUCAAACUGCUGUUGAGCCACGGAGCUGAUUUCACUGCAACAGACAAGCUGGACAGUACCCCUCUUCAUGUCUCUGUGAGGACUGGACACCUGGACUGUGUUGAAUACCUGAUUGACUGUGGAGCAGAGCUGAACACCCAAGACAAGGAAGGAGACACUCCGCUGCACGACGCCGUUCGUCUCAACAGGUUUAAAAUGAUUCAACUGCUGCUGCUGCACGGCGCUGACACACACACCAGCAACCAGAGUGGACAAUGUCCUCUGGACGAGGUGAAGGACUGGCAGAACGACACAAAGACUCUCCUCACCGAGCAAAACAACACUAAGUGAUGUUUAAAUGUCCAAGUAUCUACUCAUCCACACUACAAUACCCAUGAUCUUCAGCUACCUACAUGUACAAAUACUGCUCCCUUUACUACAACAACUGUAACUAGUGGUCCCCAUACUACUAGAAAGGCAGAGAUGCUACUACUGCUACUACUAUUCACCAUGUAAACAUAAAGUACUAUUACUGCUGGUAUCACACAGUAACAUAAUCAGAUACUACUAGUCACCAGGUAGAGAUACUACUACUACUAGCAGGACUAGACAAGAGAUACCAACUGAUACUUGUUAAUUAUUAACUAAUAGUCUAAAUAAAAUAAAGGUAUAAACACGUUAAUAAUACUGCUCCUGCAGUGACACUCAGUUAAAUUCUUGGCCAGGUAAUUUAAAGCUCACCUAAACCCGUCUGUUCUCUAACUGUUGAUUAUUUUCUGGAUUCCUCUGGCUGACUUCCUGCUUUCUUUUUCUUUUAUUCUUCACUUUGUUGUAUUAGAAAUGUGUUUAAAACAUUAAACAUUAAAAGUUGUGCCUCCUCCUCA